UUUUUUUUAACUGUUUUUGUGUAAUCACCGGUUUUGAAUUUUGUUCGGCAUUGUUAAUUCUCCCUACAGUGACGGUCGUCUUUUGUGUACCUGUGGGCUGUGAUUGUUUUAAUAUUAUAGAAGUGUUCAAAUGAUUUAAUUGUGCAAAAAUCAAAAUGUUUGGAUUGUCUAAAGAUUUUAAAUCGGAAAAAAUCAUUGUGAAAAUUCAUAAUACAAAAUCCAAACAUUCUGGUGAUUCUCCUCCUAUGUCACGUAAGAAACGUCAUAGCAGUAUUAAUAUGAAUAAUGGUAGUUCAGAUGAGCGAAAAUUGUAUAAAUAUGAAUAUGAGCAUUGUAGAGGUAGAGGUCGAACGCCAUCUAGAUCAUCUAGUCAUUCUAAACUUGACAAAUUUCACCGAUCUAGGGAUUUGGAUCGUUCGCGUCACACUUAUAAAGUUUUGCGUAUAAAUCCUUUACAUCCAAAUGCAAGUGACCAACAAGUCAAAGAAAUUUUGUAUCGAGAAUACCACAAGUUUGGUGAAUUUUCAGUUAAAAUAUCAUAUGAAGAAAAUAAAAGAUUGGCAUAUGUGUGUUUUAGAAGGUCAAAUGAUGCUAGAGAUGCCAAACACAGUAAACGCAUGAUAAAUAUAUUUGAUAGUAUAAGUUUAGUUACACCUGUUUAUGAAAGUUCUAGUUCUAGAGAUUAUUAUGAAUCAAAAGCUAGACAUUUUCAAUACAGAAAUUUUUCUACAGAAAGAGACUACCCAACUUUUACUGAUAUUCGUGGAUCACUUUCAACUGAUAGGUUUUAUGAAAUGUUACCAUAUGGUGCUCUUCCUUCCAUGCGACCAUCUAAAUUCUAUCGAGAAAUAAGUUUGCCACUGUUACAUCCCCCAGAACUUAUGUUACAUCAACAACCAUUAUUACAUCAUCCGGCACAUAUUCCUCAUCAUUUAGAGUCAAUUCAACCGUUCUAUGGACUACCAACACAUUGUUUGCCAUCGUAUACACCAUCCCCUCGUUCUUGUUUAACGCAUGACAAAAAAGAUAAAUUUCCAAACUAUUUACAUCAUAUUCAACCAGAAGAUGAUCCAUUAGCUACACGUACAUUGUUUGCUGGAAAUUUAGAAAUUACUAUUAAGGAUGAAGAACUGCAAUGUAUAUUUGGUAAAUAUGGAGUUGUAGAAGAUAUUGAUGUUAAACGACCAUUGGUGGGUACAGGAACUCCAUAUGCAUUUGUUCGUUAUCAAAAUUUAGAUAUGGCCCAUAAAGCCAAAGUCGAAUUAUCUGGCAAAUAUAUAGGAAAAUAUGAAUGUAAAAUUGGCUAUGGAAAACCUAUACCAACACAACGGAUAUGGGUUGGUGGUUUGAGUCCUCGUACAUCACUUGCUCAACUAGAACAAGAAUUUGAUAGAUUUGGUGUUAUUAAAAGAAUUGAGUAUGACUACGGUGACACUUGUGCCCAUAUACUAUUUAAAAGCAUUGAUGCUGCAAUUGCAGCUGUCAAAGGUAUGAGGGGAGUACCUUUAAGAGGAUCAACACGCAGACUAAGAACAGAUUUCGCUAAUAGAUAUGCGUGGGACAGUCCUACACUAACUUCUUCAUCAAAUUCUAAGUCAUGUCAAGAUGAUUCUGCUGAAGAUUCGCAAGAAUUAACAAAACAAGAUGAAUAUCCCUUUGGUGGGUCAGAUGAUGAUAUAAAAAGUUAUCCUGAAGAUGAUCAUGUGAAUAUUUAUGAAUCAUCAAUCAAACAAGAACAAUAUUCUGAUUCUGAUAAUAGUCCUCCUCAAUCACCAUUUCACUAUUCUUUUAAUACUAAUGUAAACUUUAAUGAAGAAGCAAUACAAUCUGUAUGUCCUUUGGAUUCUAUUUUUACACUAGAGGAUUUUGUUCUUAAAUGUACUGAUGUAUGGGAUGGUAGAUUUGUAAUGUGCAACUUUCAAUACCUAACUUCUUGUCAUUUAAUUUUUGGUGAUAUUAAUAUUUUUAAAACAGUAAUGAAAAAUAACAGUGAACCAAUAUUACACAUAAAUAGACAUUUGCGUUUACGUGAGGCACUAUUAAAAGUCAUUUCUAGACCUGAAAAAACUGCUGAUAUGCUUGCUAUGUUUUUAGCAAUACCUUGUACUAAUGACUCGAUUUCCAGCAAUGAUGCAUCAAUAAAUAUUCAACCGUUUCAUAAUUUAAUAUUCUUACAUAAACAAAAAAUGGCUAUUGGGUUAUCAUUAGAAAGUAUUGAUCACGAAGGUAAUGUAUUAUGUGUAUUUCCUCCAUGUGAGUAUUCAACCAAAUUAUUGAAACGAAGUGCAAAGAAUUUAAAUAGUGAAACAUUAAAAUAUGAUAAUUAUUUGGUUAUAUUAGUAGUCAGUAUGAACUUUUUUAUGUCCAAUUAA
Rhopalosiphum maidis (corn leaf aphid) is the source of this 2372-nucleotide messenger RNA. RefSeq names its product RNA-binding protein spenito-like. Gene Ontology annotation, biological process: regulation of alternative mRNA splicing, via spliceosome. The transcript has 2 exons. NCBI's taxonomy places the organism in Eukaryota, Metazoa, Arthropoda, Insecta, Hemiptera, Aphididae. The record is from RefSeq and is a predicted model, not a curated record. The coding region runs from base 156 to 2372 and encodes 738 amino acids. Gene Ontology annotation, cellular component: nucleus. Gene Ontology annotation, molecular function: mRNA binding.